Messenger RNA from Trachymyrmex septentrionalis, 2684 nucleotides. RefSeq lists its product as uncharacterized. Gene Ontology annotation, biological process: DNA replication. The transcript has 2 exons. The record is from RefSeq and is a predicted model, not a curated record. NCBI's taxonomy places the organism in Eukaryota, Metazoa, Arthropoda, Insecta, Hymenoptera, Formicidae. Gene Ontology annotation, molecular function: DNA binding; nucleotide binding; DNA-directed DNA polymerase activity.
GAUCGUAUAAUCAAUCCCUCUCAAGCGUUUGCGAAUCCAUUAAAAUUUGCAACGGUUGCGGGCGAUUGAUUAAUUCAAAAUCGCGACACGAUUGCGACGUAAUUUAUUGUAAAACGUGCCGUUCGUUACGGUCUUCGAAUCAUUUGUGUUACAUGCGGCCUCUUUGUCGUAAAGCCACAGUAGAAAACCCUGGAGAGGGUACAAGUACUAUGGCGUUGCGAGAAGAAAAUCCGCAAACAAAUACGAAUGACGCCGAAGACGCGGACGAGCGUGUUAAAAAAGAUCGCGUCGCAUUCGUGUUUUAUGAUUUCGAAACGCGGCAAGACGAAACGCUCGAAGGAACGGAGAACGUAAGAAUUCACGUUCCAACUCUCUGCGUCGCGCAACAAAUUUGCGAAGCGUGCGCGGAAAUAGAGACCAUGUCUUUGCGAUGUCGUUGGUGUGGAGUGCGCGAAUUCGUAUUUAGUAGAGACCCCGUAAAAGAGUUUGUCGAUUUCGCGACGCGCUCAUCUAAAUAUUUUAAAAAAUUUAUCUGCAUCGCGCAUAAUGCUAAAGCAUUUGACGCUCAAUUUAUUUUAAAGUACAUCGUUGAAAAGUCGGGAAUAACGGAAGAACCUCGGGUGAUUUUGAACGGGACGAAAAUUAUCGUUAUGACGAUUGGACGUACAAAAUUUAUCGAUAGCUCUAAUUAUAUACCUAUGCGAUUAUCGGAGUUACCCAAGGCUUUCGGGCUGCAGGAUACACUGGGCAAAGGUUUUUUUCCUCAUUUGUUUAAUACGUCGAACAAUCAAAAUUAUAUUGGUCCAAUACCCGAUGCACGGUAUUAUUCGCCCGAGCAAAUGAAACCCGAGGAACACGAGCGUUUUAUGGUUUGGCACGAGGAAAUGUCGCGUUCGAAUUUCGAUUUUAAUUUUAAACAAGAAAUAAUAAAAUAUUGUCGGAAUGACGUAGAUAUCCUUCGACGCGCGUGCAUGGCGUUCAGAAGAAUCUUUUUAGAACGCGGAGACGUGUGUCCGUUCGCAGAAUGCACGACUAUCGCUUCAACGUGUAUGAAAGUUUUUCGUAAAAACUUUUUACGCGAGGAAGAAAUAGGAAUCAUUCCACCGGGCGGAUAUAGAUAUAAAGAUAAUCACUCGCACAAAGCCCUGCAGUGGCUAGUGUGGAUGGAGCGCGAGCUCGGGCAUCCUAUAAUCCAUGCAGGGCGAGGCCGCGAGUAUCGAAUUGCCGGUACGCCCGUCGAUGGAUAUUACGAAGUCGAAUCGGAGAACGAGACGUCGCGUUACGUGUUACAAUUUCACGGAUGUUUUUGGCACGGUUGUCCCAGCUGUUAUCAAAUCAAUCGCGAAAGAAAACUUACGUCCGGGAUGUCGCGCGAAGAUACAAUCGACGCACGAUACGAACGAACUCUCGCAAUGACAUGGCGUCUUCGACAACGAGGAUAUAGGGUGAUAGAGAAAUGGGAGUGUGAAUUUUCAUGAGAAAAGCGCGAAAAUCACGAAAUGCGCGCUUUUCUCGAAAAUCAUCCGAUAUUGAUCAACCAUCCUUUCGAUCCUCGCGAGGCGUUCUUUGGCGGUCGCACGGAAAAUAUCGUAACUCGAUACGAAGUUACAGGUACGGAGAAAAUACGCUACGUGGACGUGUGUUCUCUGUAUCCGUACGUAUUAAAAACAGGUACUUUUCCGUUAGGCCAGCCAACGAUUUAUAUCGGAGAACAGUGUUCGGAGCUGAUAGGCGCAGCUCCGAAUUUUAAUUUCGAUUGUGUCGAGGGUAUCAUUCGGUGCACAGUACUUCCUCCACGCGAUCUUUUUCACCCUGUACUCCCGUACCGCGUACAAGGCAAAUUGUUGUUCGGGCUGUGCCGCAGUUGCUGCGAAACGUUCUCGCAGGCCGAGUGCACUCACGAUCUCCCCGCCGAUCGUGAAUUCGUAGGAGCGUGGGUAUCCUGCGAAUUGCGCAAAGCUCUCGAGAAAGGUUAUCUCGUAACGAACGUGAGCGAAAUAUGGCAGUUUAGAGUCACGCGGUUCGAUCCUCGUACGAGGCAGGGUGGUUUGAUUGCCGAAUAUAUCAAUAGUUUUUUUAAAUUAAAGCAGGAAGCUUGCGGAUGGCUGAGCGAAUGCCUGGAUGACGAGAGUAAGGAACAGUACCUUCGGGAAUAUGAAAAAACCGAAGGUAUUGUUCUCGAUAAAAAUAAUAUCGCCCGAAAUCCUGGUUUACGUUCGGUCGCAAAGCUCUGCCUGAAUUCUUUCUGGGGUAAAUUCGGCCAACGAACCAAUCCGCCUAAGACAGAGAUCGUAAAAAAAUACGAUCGUUUGGCGGCGUUGCUCACGAGUUCAGAGCACGAAAUAACCAAUAUAUUACCUGUCAACGACGAGGUAAUAUAUGUUUCGUGGCGACUACGCGAAGAGACGGUCGCUCCUUCCGCGCAAACCAACCCGGUGAUCGCGGCUUGGACGACGGCACAAGCGCGACUAACAUUAUAUAAAUAUUUAGAGAAGUUAGGUAGUCGCGUUUUGUAUUGCGAUACAGACUCGUGUAUCUAUGUAAACAGAGGCGAACAGAGCGAGUACGAGCCGCGUACGGGAAAUUUUCUGGGCGAUAUGACGGACGAGCUCGAGAGCUACGGUCGGGGCAGUUUUAUCGAGUCGUUCGUGUCCGGAGGCCCGAAAUUCUACGCAAGAGAAUAA